Messenger RNA from Aspergillus wentii DTO 134E9, 348 nucleotides. RefSeq lists its product as uncharacterized. The record is from RefSeq and is a predicted model, not a curated record. The transcript has a single exon. Bases 1 to 348 code for a protein of 115 amino acids. Lineage: Eukaryota; Fungi; Ascomycota; Eurotiomycetes; Eurotiales; Aspergillaceae.
AUGGGACUUGCUUUUGGUGCCCUGUCCCUGGCCCUCAGUCGGCUGGGGAUGAUCGACCGCGUGUUCAAUAGCCACUUGAUCAAACCAGCAGAGACCCAAUCGUCAAACAAACAGGAAGCCGGCAGUAGCGAAAGGACUUCUCAGUCAAUCGAUCAAGAACGAGUUCUCGCCAGCCGGGUGUGCCAGGGCCUUAGUGCUUGGUCGUUUGCAUACGGAUUCUUCCGGUACAUGUCCGUGAGGCAGAAGCUAUUGCGAGGAAGCUUCGUCCCGGCACUUUGGGGUCCAGCUUUAAUGACUGGCGGGUCUAUUGGGUCCCUGUUCAUCAUGCUACAGAAGGACUUUGAGUAA